AUGCAGCUCAACUGGCGUUCAGCCAACAAAGCUCACACCACUACCUCCUCCGUUCCAAACUCUCCUCUCCUUCACUCCCCUUUACUUUGUUCUCUUCCCCUUCGCUCCCCUUUGUUCCCCUCACCUUCUCUCCCCUCCCCUUCAUUCCCCUUCUCUUCGCUCCCCUCCCCUUCAUUCCCCUUCCCUUCGCUCCCCUCCCCUUCGUUCCCCACCCCUUCGUUUCCCUCCCCUUCGUUCCCCUCCCCUUCGCUCCCCACCCCUUCGCUUCGCUCCCUUUCGUUCCCCUCCCCUUGUAAAUCAAGCACGGCGACGUAA
Messenger RNA from Closterium sp. Naga37s-1, 315 nucleotides. NCBI's taxonomy places the organism in Eukaryota, Viridiplantae, Streptophyta, Zygnematophyceae, Desmidiales, Closteriaceae. The record is from the annotation of a GenBank genome assembly.